Molecule: messenger RNA, 736 nt
Organism: Porites lobata
Lineage: Eukaryota; Metazoa; Cnidaria; Anthozoa; Scleractinia; Poritidae
Source: the annotation of a GenBank genome assembly
AUGCGCAAAGCCAUGAGGGAACGCGAUGGUCUGAAGGAGAAAUGUAACAAAUCUAGAAAUUCAGAAUACUGGGAAAAUUACCAAUUAAUCAAAAAUAAAAUUGUCAGCAUCAGAAAAAAGGCAUUACAGGGCUAUGCUAAAUGACCACGUGUAGACAAAUAUGCAAAUCAAAGACAGAUUUAGAGUACAUUUAAGCCUUAAAUUAAUUCACACAAGAAUAAACAUUAUGGGCGCAUUGUAUUAAAGGACAAUGGAAGUGUCAUAAGGGAACAAAGAAAGGUGGCGGAAACUUUGAACAACUUUUUCACAAGUCUUGGUCGUACUGAACAAAGUACUUCAGGUGCGAAACUCAACCCCGACGUUUCUCGCAUACAGCAAAACCUAACACCUAAACCUCUAUUGUCCUUGAGGAAAACAAACUCCGCCAAAGUAAAAGAAGCUAUGAUAAAGAUCAAAGCAAAGAAGGCAACGGGCCGUGAUCGUAUUCCACUAAGAGCCAUAAAAGAAUCUGCCGAAAUCCUAUGCCACCCUUUCAGUGAACUUUUCAAUUACAUCCUAGAUAAGUCUAAGUUACCUCAACGAUGGAAACUCCGAGAAGUCUCACGAGUUUUCAAGAAGGAUUGUUGCUUGACCAAGGCUAACUACAGACCGAUAACUAUUUUGCCGUCCUUGUCAAAAGUAUUUGAAACUAAAAUUCAUUCAAGAAUCAGUCCCUAUUUUGAAGAUAUAUUUUUGA